CAGUUGAUGGCAUUACUUUGGGGAGCAGCUGACUGUCGAGUCAUGGAGAGUUUGCAGAGAUAUACCUCCAUCCCCACGUACCUGCCUGUGAACUAUCAGCUGCUAAAUGCUGACUUAGCAUUUUUCCUGAAGGAAGCCAACCAGGACUUCAUGAGGAACUCUAGCUUACUGUCACGGACAGAGCCGUUCUUCAUCUACCAGGCCCGAAGUCUGCCUUUGAUGAAUGCGAGCUAUGGGCCCCUCUCUGUGGAGCAGCCGGUCCCUUUAGAGCUCCUACAGAGUCCUGGGACGUUCCCCCCCUCUUCAGUUUUUACCUUUAACUGGAAGGUGAAAACGUUUAUCAUGAAUACCCAGAUUCAUUUGGCAAAGCCUAGAGUCCAGGUUUUGUUUUAUGUUGCAGGCAGGGACUGGGACGACUACAGCACUAUUGACAAACUGCCCUGCGUGCACAUGUUUGCUUUCCACGAAACCCAGGAGGUACGUGGCACCUGCCAGCUGAGGGGGGAGCUGGGACUGUGUGUGGCUGAGCUGGAGCCCCUGGCUAGUUGGUUCAGCCCGCCCAGCAUCGUGCCAGGACGCCAGAGGAAUGUGGAAGUGUCCGAGGGAACCCCAGUGGAGCUCUACUACAUGCUGCAGACCACAGAAGCAGGAGAUUGCCACUCAGAGGACAGAAAGGACAGCUUCACUCGCUCUCAUCAGGAGGAGUUCUUCGGUUCCUAUACUUCCACACCCCUGAAGAGGAUUGGGGGUGUGAAACUCUUCCAGAACCCCACUGAGCCCCCUCUUACUGAACACAGGCUGGAUAACAACUUCAUGGUCAUGGUACCAGCCACUCCUAUGAGGCAAAGGGAAACUGUAUCGGCGUUUAUCACGGUUUCCUCCCACUCCACCGUAGAGAUGUUCACCCUCAGAGUGAAGUUGAAAGAAGGAGUGACGUUCCUCGGGGCUCGUCCCAGCAACCCAACUCAGUGGAUAGUUAGCCAGGAUGUGAGGAGUGAAGGCCAUCGGGUGGUCACUCUGCACUGCCGCAGGAAGGAGUCCAUCUACGAGCAGCAAAGAUCUGAGGCGGGAGUUCAGAGGGUGCUCCAGGUGGAUCUGAAAAUGGAAAGCUUCCCAGAGCCGACAGGCAGCCGCUGGAUGGGCUGGCAGGUGGAGUACCUGGCCAGUCGAGCCGCCACACCGGAGGCAGAGACGGAGAUCCGCCUGGCUCAAGAGGACCUGGCGGGCAUCGUGCCUCUGGCCAUGGACAGUGAGAUUUUAAACACGGCUGUCCUGACCGGAAAGACAGUAGCUGUCCCAGUAAAGGUGGUGACCAUCAGAACAGACGGCUUGGUGACUGAUGUCUCGGAGGCAGUGAAGUGCCGCUCCACUGACGAGGACGUGGUGAAGGUGUCUGACAGGUGCGACUACGUUUUUGUGAAUGGCAAGGAGAUGAAGGGCAAGGUGAAGAUGAUGGUGAAUUUCACUUACGGACACCUCGGCACUCAGCUGGAGCUCCGCGUGUGGAUCCCUCGUCUCCCCCUUCAGAUUGAGGUGUCAGACACAGAGCUGAGCCAAAUCAGAGGGUGGAGGGUGCCCAUCGCAGCCGCCGGGCAGAGGUCAACAUGGGACAGCGAGGAUGAGGACGAUGAAGACAGGCGAGGGCGGAGCUGCACUCUGCAGUACCAGCAUGCCAUGAUCAAAGUCCUGACUCACUUUAUUGCUGAGUCAGCUGAUCCACCAGGCCAGACCACCUUUAUGCUGGGCACCGACUGGCAGGUGGACAUUACAGAGCUCGUGUGGGACUUCCUGAAGGUCGAGGAUCCACCGAUUGCAAAGCUGCUGGACAGGAGAAUCCUGGUUGGACUAGACACGGGAAUGACCACUGUCCAGGUUUUGUCUCCAUUGUCAGACUCCAUCCUGGCAGAGAAGACCAUCACAGUGGUGGAUGACAAGGUGACCAUCACAGAACUGGGGGUCCAGCUGGUGACGGGUCUCUCCAUGAGCCUGCAGUUAAGUCAAGGAAGCAACCGGGCCAUCUUAGCCACCACCACCACACAGGAAGUUCUGCAGAACCCCAAACAGGAGGCCUUGAUCAGCGCCUGGCUCCAGUUCAGUGAUGGUUCUGUGGCUCCGCUUGACCUCUACAAUCCUGACUUCUUUGUCCUGACAGCCACCUCCCUGGAUGAAGAAGUGGUGACGGUGCAGCAGGACCCGUCAUGGAAAUGGCCUGUCAUUGUGACGGAGGCAGAGGGACAAGGUUUGCUCGUCAGGGUGGAAAUGACUAUUUGCGAGGUUUGCCAAAAGUUCAAGCGCCGUAGCAUCCUAGCAGUGGGGAACUGCAACGUCAGGGUAAAGUUUGGUCCUGCUGACAACUCUCGAGGUGGGAGCAGUGAAUAUGGCCUGGAUGGAGAUGACAUGGAGAACAAAGGCAGGUUCUCCUCCUCACAGGACAGAACCGGUUUUGAAACCCACUACUAUGGCAGCUCUAUCUCUGACAUAGAGGACGGGGUGUCGAGGAGGGCAACCACAACUAGAAGUGCUAUAAUCCGCAGACCUAAUGGUGGGAAACUUUCAGACGAAGGUGGCCAGAAUAUGCCAAUUGACUUUGCAGACUUCCCUGCACAAGUAGAUCUGCCACACGGCCACAAUAUGGACGAUGACCUCGUUCAGAACGCUCGAGGGCUCACCGAUCUAGAGAUCGGCAUGUACGCCUUGUUGGGGGUCUUCUGCCUCGCCAUUCUGGUUUUUCUCAUUAACUGCAUUUCAUACACUCUCAAAUACCGUCACAAGGAACUAUCUGUGGAGGGUCAGGAGAACAUGCACCACGCCCAUGACUGGGUAUGGCUCGGAAAUGAGGCGGAGCUGCUGGAAAGCCAUAUCAGCCUCUCCCCUCAGCAGGAGGAGGAACAGACCUCCAUGAUGGACUCAAGCAGCGGCCUGGAGGAGGGAAGCCACCUGCUGAAUGGGGGCUCUGUGCAGAAGAACGUGCAGAGCCAGGUGCACCGGCCGGCGGACAUGGCCAAGGACAGCAAAGGAGACUCCCCCACCACCAAGAGGAAAAGAGUCAAGUUCACCACAUUCACCACUAUCACUUCAGACUGUAGCUACCCUGCUGUUAACACACGCACUGGAAGCCACAGCCAGGACAUUAAGUGGGUGUGCCAGGACGUGAAGCUAGGAGACUCCAAGGAGUUGCGCAAUUACAUGGAAAGGUUAAACGAGGGUGCUUCAAAGGAGGUGGCAUAAUAAACCACGUGCACUUGAUUCAAACUCACCCUUUUGCCUUCCAGAGGAAAGCCGGUAUGAACCGACCAACGGCAGGUGGAAAUUUACCACAGAAUAACCUUUAAGCUGCCAAAGGGUCAGUACAUUUAGGACUGUCAUGAUUCAACUGAAGAACCACAGAAACUGAUGAGAUCAGGUGGAUCUUUUCCCGUUUGUUUAUCAGUUGAUAACCUUUAUACCAUUGCUUUAAUAAGACCAGGUUUAGAAUCGAGCAUUGAGCCAAGGAUUCAUGUGACAUUCAGAAGACAGGUGGACUUUGUAAUGAGAGGUAAACAUUCAAAAUGUGCACAUGAAAUGGUUUUAGAAGUUUUGUAUGACAUUAGAGAGCAGUUUAAUAAGUCACAUCCUUUAUUGUGUGGAAACGUUCUGGGGAAAAUUCAAGGCAGGCCGAGAAGAAUAUC
Molecule: messenger RNA, 3668 nt
Organism: Nematolebias whitei (Rio pearlfish)
Lineage: Eukaryota; Metazoa; Chordata; Actinopteri; Cyprinodontiformes; Rivulidae
Product: transmembrane protein 132C
Exons: 9
Coding region: 7-3228 (1073 amino acids)
Source: RefSeq, a predicted model, not a curated record